UGAUAGAUUUGAAGCCGUCACAGAUUGGCUAAAACAUGUUGGCUUAGACGAAGAUUCUUUCUCCCUUCUUGAAGAUUCUCCUGAACCAAAAAACUAAAAUGUCACAAAAAUAGAUGAUAGUAGUUUCAAUAAACGUAAAUGAAUGAUUCCAUUAUUACCAAUUUCUUCACUCUCUUCUUUGACUUUGACAUGGAUGCCAGACAGUACGUAUUGGAUCUCGCAGAAACUGGUUCCAAAAGCAGUGACAUGGAACAGCAUGUCUCCUUCGUGUCUGAAGAUAACAACGUCACCGACUCGAAGAUCAUGUGCCUUGGCGAACUCUUUCCAACCAUCAGUGAGCCUAUGGCCUUCUAUCUUCACUUUCCAUGUUCUGUCCGAACAAUCUGAUCUCAGUUUAACAGUCCUACCCUCGUGUUUUCCUUCUAUAUGCUUGGAGAAGAACGUCACAGGAAUAUUCUGCAACAGAAAAAAAAAACACAGCCAUAAGACUAUCUAUAAUACGUUCAUAGAGACUGAUGAAGAAAGACAAGAGACAGCGAGGUUUCGUACGAGGUGGCUUUGGAAACCGGUAAGAAGAGGCUGGAAGAAAUGUGGGUUCGCCGGAGUUAAGAGUGAUGCCUUCUCCAUUGAAAACUACUUGUUCUUGGAGAUUCACAGCGAGUCUCUGAUGAAGCUCGAGUUGAUAUGAGUAGUUUGAUGGAACUCUCCUCUCAGCUUUUCCAUCAAAUUUUAGACGAGUCCCUAUUGGUUACUUUUGUUCUUUUUACGGUAAAAAGUAAUGUACACGUGGACAAAAUCUACAGACCGCAAUAUUUGCUCCCUUCGACUAAUCAAAUCAGGUUUGCAUGCUGUCAAAGACUAAUCAAAUCAGGACUGAUAGUAACUAAAAACACUGCCGUUUAAUGUUUCCUAAGAGAAACUGCACGGCGUUUUCAGAAAAAUGAUUUAAAAUAUCUUUGUAGUCAAUUAGUUAUUAAUGACAAUAAAUUAGGGACGUUUGAUUCUAAUUCUGUAUAAACGUAAAAAGGAAACUAGUAUAACGUCAAUGACGAAGAAUUUGGAGAAACAACUUUUAUAGAAGGAGUUCCUUAGAGUUUGCUCAACAAUGGUGGAUCCAGUUAUGGUCUCCUCAAACAACAAACCUAUCUUCUUCAUAGAUCUCUCUGGACAAAACUCCAUUCCUACGAUUCCGGAUUCGUUUAUUUCGAAUCACGUGAAGGGUAAAACUCAGUCAACGAAACUGAAACUGACUUCGGAUGUUUCGGACAGAUCAUGGGAAGUUGAGCUGGACGGCCAAAGAUUCGCUCGCGGAUGGAAACAGUUCUCGGUUCACCAUGGUGUCCGAAACGACGACGUUUUGAGUUUCAGGCACGACGGGGACAUGGUCUUCCACGUCACGCCCUUCGGACGUAGCUUCUCUCAUCAGAUACAGUUCAUCUCUUCUACAUCUGAAGAUGAAAAUAAAGACGAUGAACAUAACAUCUUUGAUGAUGAUGUUUAUGAUGAAGAGGAGGAACAUGCCGAUGCUGGAAACGAUGAUGAUGAUGAUGGAGAUUCGACAUCGGAAGAGGAACUAUUUCCUUCGUCCAAGAAGAAAGCAAUAACAGAAACAGAGACUUCACUAGAAGACUCUUACCUUGUUACGCACGUCACAUCUUCAAACCUAGGCCGAAAUCAGAUGGGUAUUUCAAACAAAUUUGCCAGGCCAAAUGGUCUGAAAGACAGACAGUGUGAGAUUGAUCUACUCAACGAAGAAGGCAAAUCUUGGACUCUGGAACUUAGACACAACAAAACAACUGGUCAAUCUUAUAUGUGCAGAGGGUGGACAAGUUUCUGCCAAGGAAAUGGGAUCAAAGCCGGAUCUGCAUGUAGAUUUAAACUUGUUAAAAACGGAACCAAACCGGUGCUACAGUUGUGUCCCAAUACCUCUACCAUUCUUCACAAAAAACGUGACGUUCCUGAAACAGAAGGUGAUGAGAUUGAAUACGAGGAUUGUUUAGAGACGCCUCAGAUGAAUCAGAACAGGACUGUGGCAAUAGAGUUUAAACCUCACAUGUUAAGGACAGGUCAACUUCGACUUCCUACAUUAUUUGCGAGAGAUAAUGGGAUCAAUGAAGCAGGGGAGAUAACUAUAGUGAACAAAGACGGCGUAGAGUGGAAGUUGCAUCUAGUUAGCGUCAAGGGACGUGGACAGUUUUACAUUAGAGGUUUUAAAGAUUGCUCUAGAGCCAAUGGCAUAAAGAAAGUUGGUGACUCCUUCACACUGGACGUUGUUCGAGGAGGAACUAGUCCUAUUCUCAAGAUCUGCUCCAAGGAAGCAACAUUUGAUGGUAAGCAGACUACAAACAGGAGGCCGUCAAGGAUGAUUCAAGCACCAAGAGCUGAAGAAGAGAUGGAGACUAGGGUCCAGAAGAAAGCUCGAGUUUCCGCAGAAGGAGGAUCAUCUCGUCGUACCAGGGCAUCAAACAAAUUAAGUGUUGGUCCAGCAAACUUGCAGCACAAGAAACCACUUGAACCUUGCUCAAUCUCUGAUCAAGUGAGUAAGGUGAGACAGAGUAUUGUGCACACUUUAACAGAUGUAAGACAGUUUCGGUCGGAGCUCGAGAUAAAGGAACAAAAUCUAGAGACUUCGCUGCUGGAAAUUGAUGCUCUAGGUAUGAUCUGAGUAAACGAUGAACAAUAUAUGUGAAUGUUCUAGUUAUUGCAUAUCAAUAAAUGUGAACGUUUUAUUUAAUCUUUAUGUUUUUUUAACUAACUUGAUGUUGGAACAAUCAGGGGAAAAGAUACUGGGGAUCAGCAAAUUCUUCAACGUUAAUCAAGUCUAGAGCGGAGGAUAUAAAGAUCGGAAUAUGGACUUUUGAUGCUAUUGGAGUUGAAGACUUCACAUAAGAACAUUUGCUUCUUUUUCGUUUCCACUCAUUUGAGUUUCUUUUAGUAAUGAAAUAUUUUCUAGUUAUUGCAUAUCAGUGGUAUGAAUUUAUUAUCUAAUCUAUUAAAUUAGAGUCUUAUGAUUUUUUUA
Molecule: messenger RNA, 3019 nt
Organism: Brassica rapa (field mustard)
Lineage: Eukaryota; Viridiplantae; Streptophyta; Magnoliopsida; Brassicales; Brassicaceae
Product: putative B3 domain-containing protein REM4
Molecular function (GO): DNA binding
Source: RefSeq, a predicted model, not a curated record